Myripristis murdjan (pinecone soldierfish) is the source of this 3208-nucleotide messenger RNA. It is a transcript of the gene tmc7, whose product is annotated as transmembrane channel like 7. Gene Ontology annotation, cellular component: plasma membrane. Bases 148 to 2394 code for a protein of 748 amino acids. The transcript has 16 exons. The record is from RefSeq and is a predicted model, not a curated record. NCBI's taxonomy places the organism in Eukaryota, Metazoa, Chordata, Actinopteri, Holocentriformes, Holocentridae. Gene Ontology annotation, molecular function: mechanosensitive monoatomic ion channel activity.
CAUCCAGGAAGUUGUCUGCGGCCACAGUUUUCCUUCCUGACAGACGGACCGGGACUCAUCCACGAACUGAGGGAGUUGGCUAAUUGUUAACAGCGAAAUUUUAUCCAUUAUCGAAGAACGGCGUUUCUUUGAUGAGGAGAGAGGAAAAUGGAGGUGGACUCAGUGUUCUACACUGAUCGCAGUGGACGCGCUACCAGUAACCCACUGCUGGAUCAGCUUCCCAGCUACCAGUCUCUGCUGUACCGUAGGAAGUCGGCCAGCACCAAGCGAAGGAGCAGCUCUCGAACGCGGCUUAGCUCCUCUGGUAGUGGGAAAUGGGGCAUGAACACAGUCAUCAGGCAUGAGGAGAAACAGAGGAGUGAGAUGCAGGAGAGACCUGUGAAAGAGCUGCCCAAAACCAUGGCAGAGAAACGGCAAGACAAGGUGCAGCGUCUGGAGCAGGAUCUAGAGCUCAGUCAGUGGAGACAGUGGAGGCAAAGCACCCGUCGGACUCUCAGGAGGCUGAGAGAAGAUGCCCAAGAAUGGUUGAGCUCCCUGCAGCUCUGGAGGGGAGACAUCCACCUCAUAGAGGGCAUGUUUGGUACUGGGAUCUUGUCUUAUUUCUCUUUCCUGCGCUUCCUGGUCAUGCUCAACCUGGUCAUCUUCCUGCUCAUGUUCAGCUUCGUCAUAUUGCCCAUCAUCAUCGCCCCGUAUGCUUCAGGGAAUGUCACCUACAACCUGGACGAUGGUAGCGUGUGCAGUGUGUACCCCAGCAGCGCUCGUCGAGGUCUGGUCAUUUUUCACGAGCACAUUACGGACCUGCUCUCCGGCGGAGGCUUUCUGGAACAGACCUACCUUUUCUAUGGCUACUACAAGGUGGACAGCAUUCAGUUCCCAAAAGUCACGUACAACCUGCCUCUGGCCUACCUGCUCGUCACUGUAGCAUACCUCUUCCUCAGUCUCAUCUGGAUUGUUAAAAGGUCCGCCACAGGUUUCAAACGUAACCUGGUGCAGGACGAGGAUCGAUUUCAGAGUUUUUGCAAUAAGAUCUUUGCUGGCUGGGACUUCUGCAUCACCAACGAGAAUGCUGCAAGGCUGAAGAGGAGCAGCCUGCUCUAUGAGCUCAAGACAGACCUGGAGGAAGAAAGAAUCAAGCGGAAAAUAGCAGGUCGCACCCGCAAGGAGAAGUGUCGGAUUUAUGUCAUCCGCCUUAUUCUCAACAUUUUUGUGAUAGCUGCACUGGCUGCCUGCUUCUACAGCAUUUACAGAGCCACAGUCUUCUCCCAGAAAGCCCAGAUGAAAAAGGAGAAUUUCAUUGUGGAUCUCAUCUAUGAGUAUCUGCCCUCCAUUGUUAUCACCUUGGCCAACUUCAUCACUCCCCUCCUCUUCUCUGUUAUCAUCAACUAUGAGGAUUACUCUCCCGCCUUUGAGAUCCGCUUCACUCUCAUGAGGUGUGUGUUCAUGAGGCUGACCAGUAUCGGGGUUCUGCUCUUUUCUCUCUGGUCUCAGAUCACCAAGUGUAAAGAGGAACCCUGCGUCUGUGGUUACAACCACGUGCUUUACUCUUGUUGGGAGACCCGUGUGGGCCAGGAGAUGUACAAACUCACCAUCUUUGACUUCAUUAUCAUCGCUGCAGUCACCAUCUUUGUGGAGUUUCCCAGAAAGCUGAUUGUGAACCACUGUGACUGUGGGCUUGCCAAGUGGUGGGGCCAGCAGGAGUUUGCCAUCCCUCAGAACGUGCUGGAGAUCGUCUAUGGUCAGACUAUCUGCUGGAUCGGCACCUUCUACUGCCCCCUGCUGCCCGCCAUCUGCACCAUCAAAUACUUUUUUAUCUUCUACAUCAAAAAGGUAUCUCUGAUAAACAACUGCCGCCCGGCCACGCGUCCCUUCCGAGCCUCCAGCUCCAACUUCUUUUUCCUGGGUGUGCUGCUGAUCGGCCUCACUCUGGCCUGUCUGCCUGUGGCUGUCAGUGUAGGACAGAUACAGUGUUCCCAGGCCUGUGGUCCGUUUGUUAACUACACCACGUCCUGGGAGGUGCUGCCCAGGACGGUAUCCCAGCUGCCCACUGGGGUCCGCAGGUUCCUCUUUGCCCUCUCCUCAGAGGCCUUUGCUGUCUCCUUCUUUGUCAUUACGUGUUUGGCCAUGUUUUAUGUUAUCGCACUGGCUGGAGCUCACAAGAGAGUCAUUAACCAACUCAGGGAGCAGCUAGCCAUGGAGGGACGUGACAAGCGUUUCCUGAUCCAGAAACUGUGCCAGGCCCAAAGGCAAUCAGCCAUCAGAUCCCCUGGCUCUGCGUCCAAAUCCCCGACACGUGCCAGCAGAGGUAGCUCCAGCUACCACACCAGCUUCGCCAACAAUUACACUGAAGGGGUGUUCCUGGCACACUCACCUCCAGACUCCUCCACACAUGUCUAACCAGAGGGCCUGGUGUCACAAUCCAAUAAGCAGAGUGGAACAUGCUUAGGCUGCCUAACACUUUACUGCUCUUCUGGACUGGAGACAAAUGAAACGAUGGUGUUUUAAAUGUUCCCAGAUAUUCUUUGUUUUUGGAGAUUCGAGGGACCCUGUGACGUUAGUGUCUGACUGGAUGUUAAAGCCACAUGAAAAUUUGCUUCAUCAGUGUUGUUUUGUUGAUUAUUUGUUUGUUUUUGUUACAAUCCAAAUAAUGUAUAACUAAUAAGAGGACAAGAUAUUGAAAAAGUUUGGGACCAUAAUAACUGUUGUUGGUCAAACAUUUUGUGGUGUUAUUUUUCCUACUGCAUGGACUAUCAUCUUUUCCUUCCAAGAAGGACUGUUAUAACCACUGGAGUUGUUUGAAAUGCCUUUCUGAAAAGGACUCAGCUUUUCUGUUACACACUGCGCAUAUUUUUAUGCACUUUAAAUGUAUUAACACUAGAACUGCCUUGUUUUUUAUAACUGUAUUAAUAACUCAUUUGUUUACAUCUAUUUUAUGUAAGUGUUCUGUUUAAAUCAAGCAUUUAAUUACCAUCAGGUUGCACGUGAGACAAACUGGCUUUCCUACUACAGAGCUGUAACAAUUUAAAUUUUUUUCCCAUCACUACUACCAUUCAGUUCUGCAUUUUAUAUUAGGACUAUUAGGAUGGUGUGACUUUGUAGCUGGCAAUAUAAAGAUUAAUAGACGGGUUUGGGGAUUUUAUUUUCUGAUGGUGUGCCUUAAUAUUGGAUUAUUUUCAUGGAAAAUAAACAGAAACCUGUCUUGAGUAAUGUU